AAAAAAUUGAGAUCAUCAAGUGAACUAGUACCUAGUAUAAAUAAAAAAAAUUAAACCCAUAUUAAACUGUGUAGUUUUAUUAAUACAUAUAUAUUUAAUUUCGGAUUAAGCUGUUGGUUUGAAUGUUAAGAAAUGUAAAUUCCAUAAAAAAAACGUCAUAAAGCAGAAUUAUUGAUGACUUUUUUAAUCAAUUUUAAAAGAUAAAAAAUUGCUUCUACCUUUAAUAACAUCCGAAGAAGAGUUUAAAUUAUGUCUGCUGAGAAUAGAAAUUCUGUUAAAUUAUCAAAAGCCAGCACGUACCUUUCGGGCGAAGAAAAUGAACUUGUUUUUCGAUUACUUGGGAGACGUUGUCAAAGUCAAUGCACAACAGUAGCUCAAAUUUAUCAAACAGAAGCUCCUCACACACGAUGGAUGAAGCGAUAUACAGGAGCUUUGUGUUUCGUUAAGGACAAUAGUAACCGUUCAUAUUUUGCAAGACUGUUCUGUCUUGUAAAACACGAAUUAGUUUGGGAACAAGAAAUGUAUGACACGAUUGAAAUAAAUAAAGUUAAACCAUUCCUAUUAACAUUUGAGGGACAGGAUGGAAUGGUUGCUUUAAAUUUCGCAUUUGAUGACGAAGCUGAAACAUUUUUAAGCACAGCAAUAAACACUGUUCAAAGUCGCAACAGAAGAAGAGAAGAACGAAGAAAUCGCAUAAGAAAAGAGCCGCCUGCAAGACCCCCACCCAUAACUACUACCGUAUUAUCCGAAGAACCUGUAAUUUUAAGAAAUCCAAGUAGUAUAACUAAAAUAACUCCAAACCAGUUUCAACCACCAUAUACCCAACAACCAUCAUCUUUAGGCAAUGCCAAAACAAAGAAACGCGAAGUAAAAAAAAUUACGAAAGAAGACAUUGGUCUUCCGUCUAACUUCAAGCAUGUAACUCAUGUUGGCUGGAACGCAAAAAGUGGAUUUGAUUUAUCUGGAGAAGAUGAAGCAUUAAAACCAUUUCUUCAAAAAGCUGGAGUUUCGGAGAAUCAGUUAAAAGAUAGAAGAACUAGAGAUUUUAUAUAUGACUUUAUUCAGUCUAAUAAUGUUGAAGAGAUUGUUCGGAAGGAGACUAAAAAACCGGCUGCUCCUUCUGUUCCAACAAGAAAUCCACAAAAUAAUGGAGAAAAACCAAUACAUCGUUUAGCUCCCCCUCCACCUCCACCACCAGUUCAACGCGAUUAUCAGCAAAAUUCUCGUGAUAUUUCUUCACACAAAAAUCAAGCACCAACUUUACCAAGUCCUCAAAUAGUUGUUCGAAAUACGCAACCAAAAUCUAAUUCAAACACUGCACCACAAGCACCACCACCUCCGCCACCACCAACUCAAAUCAAUAUGCCACCUCCUCCACCUCCCAUGAAAGAAUCAACUGCAGUAUCAAUUAUUCCUGAUGCUCGAAGUGCUUUGAUGGAUAGUAUUCGAAAAGGAGCACAACUUAAAAAGAUCGAUGCUUCAUCGACAAAUUCAAAUACUGGUGGAGAUUCGCGUAACGAUCUAUUGUCUGAAAUUAGAGGUGGAAUAGAGUUACGACCAGUAAGUGAUCGCUCAAAUAAUCAAGCUAAUCGAUCAAGUGAUGGCAAUGGAACUGACGCGUUGGCGGAUGCAUUAAGAAGAGCUUUAGAACAACGAAAAACAGCAAUCAAUGGAACAUCGUCCUCAGAAUCUGAGAAUGAAAAUUCAGACGACGGAGAGUGGUCGGAUUAAAUGUUAUUUUUGUUUAAAUGCAAUUUUUUUAAAAAACUUUAUAUUCAAAAGUUAUCUUAUCUUAUAAACCUAUAUUUGGUAAAUAUUGUUUACACUGUUAAUUUUGUCAUUAACAUAAAUUAGAGUCAUGGGGGAAAUGGAUUUGUUAAAAAAAAAUACUAAUAUUUUUAUUGAAUUGUGUUAAAAUGAUAAAUAAAGUGUGGUAAUGUUAGAUAACAUUUUAAUGAAAUUUAAAAAAAAAAAGCUAUGCUCCUCUGAAUGAAGUCUUUACUGUUUAAAAUAAUUAAUUGGGGCUUUCUUGUGCCAAAAGAAUUUAAAACAUUAAUAUAUCAACUAAAAUUAUCAUUACAAAAUCUGUUUGAAGAAUCAAUUGAUUUCGACUAAAAUUCAAUAUUCAAUUAGUGCCUAAAUCUUAAAUUUCUGUUUUCUGAAAAAGCAUGCAUACAAUGCAUGCAUGUAAUAAUGUAAUAUUAUUUUAAAUCUUCUAAUCCAUUCUAUUCAUAGCCAUUCUCUAAGUUAAUAAAGGAAUUUUUCAA
This is a messenger RNA of Chironomus riparius, 2267 nucleotides long. The record is from the annotation of a GenBank genome assembly. NCBI's taxonomy places the organism in Eukaryota, Metazoa, Arthropoda, Insecta, Diptera, Chironomidae.